AUGGUUGAUGAUGUUGAAACUUCAACAUCAUCAAGUCAUGAAACAAGCAUCCCUGAUCAUUCUACAUCAAGUUCCAAAACAUUGAAGAAACGUAAGGAAAUUGUAGUGAAACCAAAAUGGUGCAAUGAUGAAGAGUAUGCUGAAAUUCAAAGUUUUACAAAACGCCCAAGUUUUAAAAGUCUUCCAAAGCACAUUAUUGAACUUUUGAAAAAAUCAUUAGGAUCUUUAGGUUUUGAAAUAAAAAAAUUUAAAUUAAAUACAAAUAUUUAUUUUCUGGAAGAAAUUCCUAAAUCAAAAGGAAAUGACCAGUUCUCAGAUGAUUUGGAAAAGAUCAGAAGCAGCAUUUUGAGUGGAGGUAACAAUAAUUAUAAUUAUGAAACAAUACCAAACAGUUAG
This is a messenger RNA of Entrophospora sp. SA101, 396 nucleotides long. Lineage: Eukaryota; Fungi; Glomeromycota; Glomeromycetes; Entrophosporales; Entrophosporaceae. The record is from the annotation of a GenBank genome assembly.